Menidia menidia (Atlantic silverside) is the source of this 4029-nucleotide messenger RNA. The record is from the annotation of a GenBank genome assembly. Lineage: Eukaryota; Metazoa; Chordata; Actinopteri; Atheriniformes; Atherinopsidae.
AUGGAGCGGUUCGUGCUUCUGACGGAGGGGGCGCUGCGGAGCGGCCCCCCCCGGCCCCCCCGGCCUCCUCCGGUCCCCUCCCGGCUCAGAGACAGCGGAACCUUCAUUUGGAACCCGGCCGCCGUGCUCACCUUCAACCUUGACACCAGCCAUGUCCUCAGGAAAGACGGAACGCGGGGGACUCUGUUCGGGUUUUCGCUGGCUUUCCACCGACAAAUAAACCCGGAUAAAGUCAUGCUGCUGAUUGGUGCCCCUAAAGCCCCAGCUUUAAACAGGCAAGCAUCAAACAUCACUGGAGGCCUUUACAAAUGUGAAAUCACCAAAUCCAAUGAUUGCGAGCGCAUUGAAUUUGAUAACGAAGAGGACAUAAGGUCAGAGAAUAAAGAGAACCAGUGGAUGGGUGUGACUGUGGAGAGUCAGGGCCCUGGGGGGAAGAUCGUGACAUGUGCCCAUCGCUAUAAGAAGCGCCUGUCCGUGAGCGGCUCUGAUAGUACCGAUGACAUCAUUGGGCGCUGUUACGUCUUCAGUCAGGACUUAACCAUCAGGGAAGAGGAAGAUGACGGUGGUAACUGGAAAUUCUGCGAGGGCAGACAGAGAACCCACGAAAUGUUUGGGACGUGCCAGCAGGGCCUGGCGGCCACCUUCUCCAAAGACUACCAUUAUGUGAUAUUCGGAGCCCCGGGAGCUUACAACUGGAAAGGUUAUUGGGUCGUACGAGUGGAGCAGAAGAACAACACCUUGCUGGAGAUGGGAGUGUUUGAUGAUGGCCCGUAUGAAGUCGGCAAUGCGCGACUCUUUGACCAUAGGCUGGGGCCUUUACCUGCCAACAGCUACCUAGGUUUUUCUCUGGAUUCUGGACAUCACAUCUCAAAGAAUCGUGCCCUGACGGUUGUAGCUGGGGCACCAAGAGCCAAUCACAGUGGAGCCGUGGUCCUGCUGAGAAAAGGUGACGAAGCCUCCAACAGUCUGCUGGCCGAGCACAUUCUGUACGGGCCAGGACUGGCCUCUGCCUUUGGGUACGACGUGGCCGUGGUCGACCUGAACGGCGAUGGAUGGCAAGACAUAGUUGUAGGAGCGCCCCAGUUCUACAUGAAGGCCGGAGACAUUGGAGGAGCUGUUUAUGUCUACAUUAACAUGGCAGGACAGUGGGAGAGAGUUACUCCUGUCCGUUUAAAUGGGACCAAAGACUCAAUGUUUGGACUGGCUGUGGAAAACAUUGGGGACAUUAAUAAAGACUCUUAUGAAGAUAUUGCAGUGGGAGCUCCGAAUGAUGAUAACAGAGCAGGAAAGGUCUACAUUUACCAUGGCUCUGCUCAUGGCAUCAAAGCCAAACCUGCACAGAUCCUCUCAGGAAAAAAACACAACAUUCAGUUUUUUGGUUAUUCCCUGGCAGGGAAGAUGGACGUGGACGGUAACUCCUACCCAGACCUGGCUGUCGGCUCCCUGUCAGACACAGCUUUGAUUUACAGGGCAAGGUCAGUUGUCAUUAUUUGGAAGGACGUUAAAGUCAAUCCGCAGGAAAUCGAUCUCACGAGUAAAACAUGUGGCAACUACAAUUGCUUCAAUGUCACUGCGUGCUUUCACUACCAGUCGAGCCACACAUCUUACACCCUAUCUAUCAGCUAUUCAAUAAAGGCGGACGGAACACGCAGAAAGCAGGGGCUGACCUCCAGGGCCGUGUUCCUGAGCAGCUCCCUCACUGAAUCAGACUACCAGUGGAAUGGCACCUUAGACCUCCACGGUCAAAACCGGACUAAUUGCAUCACAGUUAGAGCCAGACUGAAGGACAACAUCAGGGACAAGAUGCGCAGCAUUCCCAUUGAGGUGUCUGCAAAAACGAUUGAUUCAAAACGGAGGACAAAACACGGCCUGCCUCAGCUGAUGCCCAUCUUAGACCCCUCUCAGCCGAGCAAAAGCGUGACUGAGGUCAACUUUGUUAAGGAGGGAUGCAGCAAAGAUCACAUUUGCCGGAGCAAUCUGAUUAUGGAUUACACGUUAUUAUACAAAGAGAGAAGCCGCGAGAAUUUUUACCCGAUAAACAGCAUGAACAACAUCUACGAGUUUCAUCGGGAUAACGAGAAAAGGGACCUGGCUCUCCGGGUGACUGUGAGCAACCCGAACGGAGACGAUGCCUACGAGGCAAAGCUUGUUGGGAGAUUCCCAGACAAGCUGUCGUACUCUGGAGUCCGCUCAGAGCUGACGGCUUGCAACGCCAAUGCCAACGGCUCUGAGGCCGAGUGUGAGCUGGGAAACCCUUUUAAGAGAGACUCCAAGACUGAGCUUACCAUCAUCCUCAACACUGAGCACAUGACUCUGGACACAACUGAGAUUGAGAUUGAUCUGCAGCUCCAGACGACUAGCGACCAACAGAACAUGUCCCCAGUGAGGGUGAAAAUGAGGGUGGUCUUCGAUGUGCCUCUGUCAGUCAUCGGUGAAGCCAACCCGAGUCAGGUUUCUUUUGGAAAUGUUGUGAAAGGUGAAAGCGCCAUCAACACAGAGGAAGAGAUUGGCAGUUUGAUUAGCUACACUUUCACAAUAAACAACGAGUGGAAGACUUUGGGGCCUUCUCUCAGCGCCAAUCUGCUCAUUCAUUGGCCUAAAGAGAACAAAAAUAGGAAAUGGCUCCUGUACCUGGUUAAAAUCUCCUCCAAAGGAGCUGAGAAAAUCAGCUGCCUCCCAGAGUCGGAGAUCCACCCUCUCAAACGCAUCAAGGAGUCUCCUGUGUCCCGGACAAGACGAGAGAUUCCACGGAAGGAAAGCGAAAGGGGUGGCAAGAAAUCUUAUCUGACGGGCAGGAGCAAAGUUUUGAGCUGUGAGAGCGAACUCAGAUGUGUGGUGCUGAAUUGCCCCCUGCAGGGCCACCACGGAACGACAGUCGAGCUCAGGUCUCGUUUGUGGAACUCCACUUUUAUGGAGGAAUACGCCACUUUUUCCACCCUGCAUUUGGUCGUCAGGGCCUCGCUUGUACUCAGCACUCAGGCUCAGAACCUGAUGCUGACCAGUCCGGACGCCAUCGUGACGGUGACGGUGUCUCCGGAGAGUUCCAUAGCACAGUAUGGCGUUCCCUGGUGGAUCAUACUGGUGGCAGUUAUGGCAGGAGUCUUGAUUUUGGCUUUGAUGGUGUUCCUGCUCUGGAAGAUUUAUCUUCAGUAUUUCCUGAGCACCAUCUUGCUGAUCAACUGUCACAACAACCUUAACCCCCCCCACUCCCCCCUGCUCCUCCUCAGUGUGGUUUCUUCAAGAGAGCAACUAAAGAACAGUACAAUGCUGCGUACCACCAGGCAGAGAUCCACAUUCAGCCCUCUGACAAAGACAAACUCUCUGCUGAGGCCUGAUUUCUCCUGUCUGAACAGGGUUUGCUUUUCCUCUGUGAAUCUGGGUGCUGUGCCGUGCGGCCGCUCCUCCCGCUGUCCGCCCUGCUUUUCAGCUUGCGGCUUCUUCAGACGCUCGCAGAAGGACGACAGCAUCCCUCGCUACCACGCGGUGCGCAUAAGAAAGGAGGCUCUCCAGCCCAUGGACGGAAAAUUCAAAGUGGAUCCUUUUGAGAAGAAGCAGUGGAUGACGAGCUGGAUGGACGAGGAAAGCUACUCCUGAAUUUCAAAAUGUGUUCCUUCUUUUUUGGGGGGGAACGAAAUUGACCUGCUUUUUUUAGUUUGUGCCGCAAACUUUGAACUGUUUUUUGUGAGAGAGGUGCUUAGCAUAGCUUUUUUAAAUGUCAUGUGGAUAACUUUUUCCAGGAAAUAGUUGACUUUUUACACUGUAUAGACAUGAGAUAUUUUUUUGUAAUUGCUGUAUAUACAAUUGAAUGACCUCCGGUAACUUUGUAUUUAUUUUUUUAUAUGAAAGAAGCCAUGCAACCAAAGUCCUUUGGAACAAGUUUACUGCUGUUUCUGGAGCUUUACUGUGCGUUGAAAAACUGAAAACACCUUAUGCAAGGAGGGUACAAACACACCACUGUGAUACGAAUGUAAACCAGUCAAUCAUUUCUGUUUAGUUUGAAUCUUUUGAAUCUUCAGAUAGGCUCUUUUU